GUGUAGCUUUGUUCCUGGUUCUUACUAUACUAGGCUUGUUGCUGUUUGCUACACUUCUCACCCUCUGUAUCGAACUCACUAUCAAGUUGAUAUCAACUGAGAAUCUCCCGCCAAACGUCCAACAGCCCAAAGAGCAAACAACUUGAAAGAGUACCACCACCCACAAAGAGCCACCGCUCCUCACACACAUGUAAAUAGCCCUCUCAUAUUGCCCCCGGAAUGACCUCGAAACCAUCAUCAACCUCCACCAAAAACAAACCUACGACACACACACUACAGUCCACCACUCAAACCAAACAACAAACCCUCCCACGACAAUGGACUUCCCAUGGCCGCCCCCAAGCCCACCAAGCGGCAGCAACGACAGCCUGGCCGACGAACUACCAGACUACAGCACCUCACCCACCGCAUGGCUUGCCGCAGUCGCCAGGAAGGUCUACCCGGCCUCCGACUGCUACCACGAGUGGGACAUCCAAAUCACCACCGAGGCAGCAGCCCCGGCCUCCUCCUCCGAGGACCACCGCAGCACCCCCCGCUGCGACGUGAUCACGAUCUCCCAUUCUGCGUCGCGCACCGUGCUGAUCCUGGUCGCCGGCCCGGACGAUGAUGAGGUUUCCCUCGAGUCCCCGCGAUCCGAAGCAGAAGAAAAAGCAGACGCCGCCGUCAUCAUCUGGCAGCGCCGCCGGGCGUGUCUGCAGCAGCAGUGGGAACGCCACAACCUGGGCGACGAGUCCGACGAGACCAAGGCGCCGUCCAUCCACGGCGCCGUGCUCGUCCGCGGCCAGAUCAUCUUGGGGAGUACCCGGGCUCUGCCAGCCCAUCGUGGGUCAACACCACGGAUAACGAUGCCCCGUUGGAGCCAUGGCGAUUGUCCGAGAAUGAAGGCAGGGCCUGGUUUGCCGAUAAGCUGCUGGAGAUCCGGUUGUCUGCCGGGGAGCCCCGCUAUGAGGUGGCGUACUGGGUCUGGACGAAGCUGGGACUGUCGUAUGCGGACUGGUUGAAUCUUGGGAAAUACGACCCGCUUGAGUUUGAGUAAGCAAUUCACCUCACCCACCCCAUUUGUGGUUGUGUCAUGGUCUGAGGUUGUCAUAGUCUGAGGAAGAUUUCACAAUUGAAUUUCAAAGAUAUUCUGAUAUUAUAAGUCUGAUGCAUCGUAGUAACCACACCUUACUGCAGCUUUAUUCCCUUUUCUUGUCCGCGAGUUCGCCCUCCUCGGCGAACCGCAGGCG
Aspergillus brunneoviolaceus CBS 621.78 is the source of this 1229-nucleotide messenger RNA. RefSeq lists its product as uncharacterized. NCBI's taxonomy places the organism in Eukaryota, Fungi, Ascomycota, Eurotiomycetes, Eurotiales, Aspergillaceae. Bases 318 to 1001 code for a protein of 227 amino acids. The transcript has a single exon. The record is from RefSeq and is a predicted model, not a curated record.